ACGAAGACCAACCGCAGUGGGGGAAUCUGUCACUAUAAAAGCACCACUCGGAUAGGCGCCGACGUUUUAUCGUAGACGAAUUUUCCCCCCAUCAACAUCCACACGUUCCGACGACGUUCGACGGUUUCGGAUCACAUCCAUCUCCCGCACACUGUUCCAGAAGCUCUAGCAAAAAUGAAAGUCGCCAUCUGCUUGCUUGCCGUCGUCGCCGUGGCCCUGGCCGCCCCUCAGGAACGGGACGGAGCUGCCCUGACGAACGAAGCGAUCCGACAGGCCCAAUCGCAGCAGCUGAUCCCCCGCGAUGCCACCAUCCAGGGCGUGCAGGAGGGCAUCCAGGUGGCCGCCAUCGAGUCCAUCCCCGGCGACCAGCGCGUCGAUCUGUUCCAGCUGCUCGGCGACCAGGUCCCACGGGAGGUCAUCUCCAAUCUGCAGUCGCAGGUUGACCAGGUCGGACACAACUAAGGCCCUUCGAAGGUCUUCGAAAC
Aedes albopictus (Asian tiger mosquito) is the source of this 485-nucleotide messenger RNA. RefSeq lists its product as uncharacterized. Lineage: Eukaryota; Metazoa; Arthropoda; Insecta; Diptera; Culicidae. The coding region runs from base 175 to 462 and encodes 95 amino acids. The record is from RefSeq and is a predicted model, not a curated record. The transcript is spliced from 2 exons.